Molecule: messenger RNA, 699 nt
Organism: Priapulus caudatus
Lineage: Eukaryota; Metazoa; Priapulida; Priapulimorpha; Priapulimorphida; Priapulidae
Product: sodium channel protein 60E-like
Exons: 6
Coding region: 1-699 (232 amino acids)
Biological process (GO): neuronal action potential; sodium ion transmembrane transport; membrane depolarization during action potential
Cellular component (GO): voltage-gated sodium channel complex; plasma membrane
Molecular function (GO): voltage-gated sodium channel activity
Source: RefSeq, a predicted model, not a curated record
AUGUCUCGCGUGGACGUUGACAUUGACUCUCACGAGAUCUUGACCGUGUUUGAGGACAUCUACCUGGACGAGAAACCUGCGCUGAAGCGCGUGCUCUUCCAGCUGAACAUUGCCUUCCUGGUGCUGUUCACCAUCGAGAUGUUCAUGAAGUGGAUCGCGUACGGCCUGCAUCGCUACUUCACCAACUUCUGGACGAUCCUGGACGCGCGCAUCGUCACGGUGUCCGUCAUCAGCGCAAUCAUUGAGAGCAAGGAGAGUCAUCAAAGCGACUCUAACAUCGUCGCCCUGCGCUCUCUACGCACGCUGAGGGCACUGCGGCCGCUGCGAGCCAUCUCACGCUGGGAGGGCAUGAAGAUCGUGGUCAAUGCGCUGAUGUUCGCAAUCCCAUCCAUCUGCAACGUGCUUCUCGUCUGCCUCGUCUUCUGGCUCAUCUUCAGUAUCAUGGGUGUGCAGUUCUUUGGCGGAAAAUUCUUCAAGUGCCUGGAUGCGGAUGGAAACCUCUUUCCUGUGUCAAAGGUGGACACGCUGCAGGACUGCCUGCGCGGCAAUCAUUCCUGGGUGAACUCCAACGUCAACUUCGACAACGUCAUCAAUGGCUACUUGGCGCUGCUACAAGUGCGACUCUUUGUAGGCAGUCUGCAAGAGUACUGGUACAUGACGAUCGGUGGUGUGAGUUACUUACUACUAGAGCAAGAAUAG